Molecule: messenger RNA, 185 nt
Organism: Myotis brandtii (Brandt's bat)
Lineage: Eukaryota; Metazoa; Chordata; Mammalia; Chiroptera; Vespertilionidae
Product: amyloid protein A-like
Exons: 1
Cellular component (GO): extracellular region
Source: RefSeq, a predicted model, not a curated record
UGGAUAUUUCACCUGAUGUCUCAGUGCCAUGUCCUUUCCUUCCCAGGAGCCAAAGACAUGUGGAGAGCCUACUCUGACAUGAGAGAAGCCAAUUACAAAAACUCAGACAAAUACUUCCACGCCCGGGGGAACUAUGACGCUGCCCAAAGGGGACCUGGUGGUGUCUGGGCUGCUGAAGUGAUCAG